AAAUUGUAUAUGCUAGAAACUAUUGUUCAGCAGAUAGAAAUUUGGGAUUUAAAAUCUGAUGAAAUAGGGGGAAUUUAGCAUUGGUCACUCAACAAAGUUCGACAGAAGUGAUAAGCUAUAUUUGAAGCUAGGCUACUAUAGAAAUAUCAUUAUAUAUUUAGUUGGAGACAGUUCGAUAUCAAGAAGAUCAAAAUGGCGGACCAAGCACCAUCAAACGAACCUCAACUCGAGGAAGAGAUAGCUACAGAAGCUUUUCCUAUGCUGGACGACAUAAUAAACUGUCCCAAAAACCCAGGACACAAGAAGUUCCUGCCAUACAAUGAAUUCAAAAUGCAUCAUCUUCCACCAAGGUACAGAUCAGAGAAGCUGUAUCGGUAUCUGAAAAAUGUUGGAGAUAGUGUGGUCCGACUGACCGUAACGUGCGAAGACGGAAGCAAACGUUUUGGGUCCGGUGUCGUGUGGAAAUAUCGCGGCGUUCUCUACAUUUACACCAACAACCACGUGGUAGAGACGGACUUCCAGGCCAAAAAUACAGUCAUUGAUUUCUAUUAUGAUUAUAAAAAUUGUCCAGACAUACAAUACUCUAAAGGGACAUCUCUUGUGUACACUUUCUCUGGUAUGGACAAGUCUAUGAUCACUUUUGAUCCGGUGCCGAAAGGAUUCGACCAUUUCUACAUGCCCGACUCCGGACGUUGUCGAGGGAUCAUUAAGGUAAACGUUGACGGAGUAGAAAUUGAAUGUCGAGGAUUAACUUGCGUCCAUAAAGACAAAACGUGCGUCGUUGUACGGAACAAGCCUGAAAUCUCCUGGACGGACGAUCUUGCCAAACAAGCUACCGCAUAUUUCAGAGAAUUUGACGAACGUGAUAAGAUAUAUGCAACUUUUUCUGGAGUUUUUGAAUCGAACGAGGAAAUGACUUUUCUGGAGUUUGACGAAGUUCCUGAUAUGAUCCGAGACGAAAUGACGAAGGAGGAACAUUUUUGGGAGAGUGUGGAAGGGAAGACCUAUCCUGUAGUCAUAGCUCAUCCCCAUGGCGGUCCAAAAAUGGUGACCAUCGGUAGAAAGAUCGAAUUGGAAAACAAGGAAGAUAUGGGUGUUGUGCUGCAUCACUCCGCAGGGACCUGUGGUGGUUCUAGCGGAGGUGCAGUGGUGGCUAUAGGUGGUGAGAAUAAAGUCAGAGGGUUGUACAGCUACGCCUUCCUACAUUGCCAAGGUUGCAAGUCAGAUAAAUAUACCAGUCAGACUGGCUCUGAUAAUGUGAACACGUCUUCUCUAUCUAUCUGGUUGUGAGGAACACACCAUGUUAGAAGUGUUCAAUAAUAGCGUAUAGAUGACUAUUCAAUAUGUACAAGCAAGUGAAACAAUACCGUUAAUCAAAAAUCUCGUCCAAAAAUGGCAAAAUCCAGAGUGAAAGUUGUCAGUCUAAUUAAAAAAACUUCCGUUUGUAUUUUAUUAGUUUCGUUUCGAAUGUUUUAUUAGCUUUGUACGUAACCACUACAGUAAGGUCUAACACUGUCCCUCUUGACUUCAUUCUGUUAACCUUUGCUUGACCUCCGAGGAAUAUUAGACAAGCUUAUUAAGUGCACUAGUCUAAUACAUUUCGGAAUGCACAUAUCACAUUAUCCCGUCGCUGGAAGGGCAGCCACGUGAUUAGUUAAAACAGAGGUCAAUACUAAUAAACUAAUAAAAUACAAACGGAAGUAAGGUCUAAUUUAAAUUAUACUGAAAAGUUGUAUAGUACGUUCAAUUUAGUCCGAAACUUGCGAACUAUUGCCAGACAGCGGUAUAGAAGUAUCGGGUUAUGCUCAAUGGAGACACAUUAUCUUAUAGCCUAGGUCUUGCCAUUUUCCUUAAACACCGGCACCACGAUUAUUCACAUUAUAAGCCAGGGCUUACUUCCUAGAGGGGUAGGGAUAUCUGCGAUUGCCCGCGGCUUUAAGGGCUGCGAGAAGGGGCGGCCACCCCUCUGAACCCUACCCCCCUUUGGCUCCACCACUUGUAACGUUGCAUAAGGAACAUAGGUCUUCCUGUUGAACUAAAAUGAACUGUCGCGUUCUAAAUUUAGUUUAUGUUUGAAAUAUUCUGAAAUACUCACAUAAUUCUGAAUUGCACUUAUUUGUCUAAGGGCCAUAGCUCGUGUUUAACCUUGCCUUAUUCAUGUCAAAUUAUUGAUAUUUUCCAUGACUUUUAAACACUUUUAUGUUUAUUUGAUAUAAUCAGAACAAGUUUUAUGUUUUUUUUUAUAUGAUUGUAAUUUUUUAUUCAUAUUUGUUUUUUCGCAAUAUCAAUAGUAUUAAAUCUGUUAACCUCUGC
This is a messenger RNA of Lottia gigantea (owl limpet), 2313 nucleotides long. RefSeq lists its product as hypothetical. The transcript has 2 exons. The coding region runs from base 193 to 1290 and encodes 365 amino acids. Lineage: Eukaryota; Metazoa; Mollusca; Gastropoda; Lottiidae. The record is from RefSeq and is a predicted model, not a curated record.